UGUCGGCCGUCCUCCGCUGGUCUGCUGGGGGCUUCUAUUCUGUUUGGUCUGGCAUGAACCGUCCCGCUCGAUCCGCGGAUAUAUAAAGGAGGGCUCGAGCUGUUCACUGCAGUUUCUCUUGACGUGUCUUACGAAACAAUCUACAUCCAUUAUGUCUGGCAGAGGUAAAACCGGCGGAAAGGCCAGAGCGAAGGCAAAGACUCGCUCUUCCCGCGCUGGGCUCCAGUUCCCCGUCGGCCGUGUUCACAGGCUGCUGCGUAAAGGCAACUACGCACAUCGUGUUGGUGCCGGCGCCCCCGUCUACCUGGCGGCUGUGCUGGAGUACCUCACCGCUGAGAUCCUGGAGCUGGCUGGAAACGCCGCCCGCGACAACAAGAAGAGCCGUAUCAUCCCCCGCCACCUGCAGCUGGCCGUCCGCAACGACGAGGAGCUCAACAAACUCCUGGGCGGAGUGACCAUCGCUCAAGGCGGCGUGCUGCCCAACAUCCAGGCUGUUCUUCUGCCCAAGAAGACCGAGAAGGUCCCCAAGUCCAAGUAAAGCAAAGCUUCUGGAAACCACCGACACAAAGGCUCUUUUAAGAGCCACACACUCUCCUCCAAAGAGCAAAACUCCUCAUAUCACCCAUCAACUUAAACUAUACACAAAAGACGUUUUUAGAUUGGAUUCAACUUUUUUGUCAUUGCACAGUACAAGUGCUUGUUAAAAACCAAAUGCAGUUUAGCAUAUAACCAGAAGCGCAAUAAAAGGCAGUAAUAGUGCAGAGUGCAUAUUUAAAGUGAAGUGACAUUUGUUAAUACAUAAGAUAUGUACAGUGAUAAAUAUAUAUGGAAUAGUGCAGUAUUUAGAGGUAUUUUGUGAUAUAAGGACGAUGAAUACACUAUGAGCAAGAUACAUAUAUAUGCAUAUAUCUAUAUAAAUAUGAAUACACUAUUGGAUGCAUAAAAGAUACAAACUUCAAAUUGCAGUACAUCGAAGGUACAUGGAUCCUUGGCAUACAUCUCUCAUGAUGGACGGUAUGACUGCAAAAACAACACAUACUAUCUUCUUAAUGAAAUAGAAACUACUGUGGGUAGAAUAAAUUGAAUGCAACAUUCACCCUCUUUACAUUUGUCAUUAUGCAAAUCUAGGGUGAGAAGUAAACAUAUCUAUUGGUUACACAUCUUACAAACUAUUAUAUGAUAGUAAUGUAGUCAUAAACAAUCACUCUGGUACCUUUGCUUAAUCUGUAACAUGAGCUUUUAAAAGUUAGGUGCCGUGUGUCCGGUCACAUGUUGGAUUAAAGACGUA
Pleuronectes platessa (European plaice) is the source of this 1288-nucleotide messenger RNA. RefSeq names its product histone H2A-like. NCBI's taxonomy places the organism in Eukaryota, Metazoa, Chordata, Actinopteri, Pleuronectiformes, Pleuronectidae. The transcript has a single exon. Gene Ontology annotation, cellular component: nucleosome. The coding region runs from base 152 to 538 and encodes 128 amino acids. Gene Ontology annotation, molecular function: DNA binding; structural constituent of chromatin; protein heterodimerization activity. The record is from RefSeq and is a predicted model, not a curated record.